AUGCUGCGCCAAGGAGCGGGCGCCCGGGGCUCCCGGCUCCCGGCGACCGCGGCGCGCUGCCUCCGCCGCCCGCUGCCCGCUGCCCGCGGCGAGAACGGACGAGAAUUGGGGACUUGUUGGGGAGGCGAGCGCCUGGGAACCCGGAGGCCUGGAUCCGGGCCGAGAGUGGAACGGAGUCGCCGCCGUUGCCGCGGCCGUGCCUCCUGCGCCCGCCGGGCCGCCCGGCCUCUCGGCGCCUUCGCCCCGCGCCCCCAGCUCACUCGCUCCCGCGGCGCCGCAGCGGCUUCUCCUCCUCCUCUUUCGCCUCCUCCUCUUCCUUCGCUUUUUCUCCUCCUCCUCCUCUUCCUCCUUCUCCUCCUCCAGUUCUCCCUCCUCCUCUUUCCCCACCUCCUCCCCCUCGGCCACCGCCUCCUCUCCACCACCAUCAUUCCCUCCGGGGCACCCCGGUCUCUGCAGAGCCCUCGGUCGGCGCCGCCUCCUCUGUGGCCCCCUGGAUUCCCCAGCCUGCCGAGCCCGGGCUUGGGGGUACAGACGGACGCGCGGACACUACAGAUUCCCCGCGCCCAGCGCUUCCGCGCUGCUGCCCUCCGCAGCCCCGCGUCUGGGGAGCUGGAAUCGCCCCGGGAGCCCUCGAGGUUUCAGCUGCAGUCCUGCCCUUCUGGCAGCUUCUGGCCACCACGAGAGAAUCAGCAUCACCACGUCCAGCUGAUGUCAUUCCAGAUCACAGCAAAGGAAUGUGAAGUAUCAGUCAGCCCAAGUGAUCUUUUCGGGAGCAUCUUCCUCAUGUCAUGAGACUCUUAGAAAUUGCAAAAGUGCUUAGGAGUCUACAGAAAAAUCUCAGCCAACCCUGUGGCUCUGAGAUCCCGGUCCUGUGCAUCCUUGCCCCUGCCAGGUUACCUGAAGAAUGGCAGGUCUUUAUCUGUCUUCUGACUGCGGUAGCUCACUGCAGACCACCCACGGACCAGGCUCCGCACUGAGACCAAUUAGGGCAGAACAGUACAACUUCCAAGGUGUUCACUUGGUCUGGCCCCAGAAACACAUGGAGUGGGCACACGAGCCUCUCUGUGGCUGUGCAAAGCAAGUCCAGAUGGCACGAGAUGCCAAGAAAUCCUGGGGUUACCCCUUGGGGUGCCCCCUCCAAGGGCAGGCACAGCCCAGGCCUGGUACACUUCCGGAUGGCUGUCUGAAUGAGCCCAGAACCACCAGCCUGUAAAGAAAACACAGUGAAUUGCUGUUAGAUCCUGUCAACUUUAAUGUGCUCCCAUAGUAUUAAAAACACAUCUGCAAGGAAACUUUUGACUCUUCAAAGGCUCCCUACAGGCAAAAAUUUCCCUUAAGCCUCAUUCAGGAGGAAGACAGAGAAGAAGACAUCAUGAAGUUUGAGCGAGAUAUUGGGACAAAUCUGAAGUCAACCAGAGAGAUGGGGGUGGAGAGACCAGGACCAGAGGCUCAUUACUCACACCAGGUUUCUGCCAGAGGAUACAGAUGGGGACUGUGUGCCCGAGGACACUGUCCAGAAGUUAAGAGCAGGACGGCUCCAUACAGUUGGGCAGGUUGUGCAAGGCAGCUGGGCACCCUCCCCUCCCCAGCAAGGAGGUGCCAAUCACCUCUUAGAUAUGGUAGAUUUAUAUAUUUAUUGCAUUUCUCUAGACUGGGAUAAAAUGUCUAAUAAUCGAUGUAUUAUAACACUUUUCCAACAGAUAGAAGUAACAUGUCUUGGGGAAGAAGCUCCUCUUUCUAAUCUGCCCAGAGGUGCUCUGUGACUUGUGAUAACCCUGAGAGAAAUUACUCUUAUUUGGGAAGCCUGGGCAGUGUUUGGAUAUUGGUGUAUAUGGCAGAUUCCAUGUUUGUCACACAGAUGCCAAGCUCAACUUCAUGUAAUCACAGGGAACAUAAAUCAACAAGGAGAAUAUUUCUGUACCCAUCAGAUUAACACAAGUUGAAAUAAUUGAUAAUAUCCUCUGUAGUGAAGCUGCAGGAAAACACACACUUUCACGCACUGAUGGUGAACAUAUAAAUCGUACAGACUCUUUAAGGGAGAAUUUGGCAGUAUUUAUUAAAGAGCAUGUAUUCUUCCACUUAGUACUUUCUUUCCCUUCUAGUAAUCCACCUUGGGAAAACUGUCACAUAUGUGAACAGAGAUACAUGGUACAAAAAUUAUUGUUGUUAGUUAAGUCAUGUCCAACUCUUUUGCCACCCCAUGGACUAUAGCCCACCAGGUUUCUCUGUCCAUGGGAUUUCCCAGGCAAGAAUACUGAAGUGGGUUGCCAUUUCCUUCUCCAGAGGAUCUUCCUGACCCAGGGAUCAAACCCGCAUGUCCUGCAUUGGCAGGCGGGUUCUUUACCACUGAGCCACCAGGGAAGCCCCAUUUACAAAAGUACUCCUGUAAUAAUGAAAAUUUAGGAAUGAGUUUAACAUCCAGAAAUAGGGCAAGAAGGUAUAAACUGGAGUAGUUGGUCCAUGGAAUAGGCAGGGGUGAAAAAUCCUGGAAUCAGUUCUCAUAAACUCCUAUGAGUACAAACUAAAAGGAGAAUUAUAUUUCUCAUUGGCCCCAUGUGAACAUACAGGGAAAGGUCUGAAUAGACACUCUUCAAUCUGUUGACAGUGGUCGUGGCUAGGAAGAGAAGCCAACUUUUGCUGUAUUUGUUCAAACUUUCAUAAAUGAGCCCUCUUCCUUCUAUCCUAAAGAGUCGAGUGGUUUAGCUCAUUGAACUCUGAGGUUGGACUGAUUUGAAUUCAAACCUUGGUCUUUCUGUUUUCUUAAGUGUCUGACAGUUAAUGAUCCAAGCAUUAAAUGAGAAACAUCCAUAUAAUAUGCUUAAUGCAAUACAUAGCAUAUGAGACUGGCUCAAUUAGCAUUGCUUGUAUCCUGGUAUCUCUUCUCUCUCCUUGCCCCCAACCCUUUCAAAGCCUGAGUAGACACUAAUAAGUGUUUGAUGAAUGAAUAAGAUGGCUCAUGGUAAGAUUUUUUCUGGGUGUAAAGAAAUAUGAAGAGAAUAGGCUUAGAGAGGCAGAUCUUACCAUUUUCACGUUUCCUCCAACUCAAAGUGUUUUUCAGACUGUAGAUUACACUCAAUUGGUGGGCUAUCAGUCAAUUUAUGGGACAGCAACUGACAUUUUAAAAAUACAGAAUAGAAAAUAUCAAAGUGUAAGAAAGAAGCACUAUUACAUGAACUUCAUUUCAUGGAUGUGUGUACAAGGUUGCAAGGUAAGAUUACUCAUGGUAAAAAUUACAUGGGGAAACCCUGCUUCAAGUGCAGCCUUAUUCUAUUACAGUGUGAGCAUGUGGUUCCCAGCCUCUGCUGCCCAAUUCUCUGCUAAACAUCUUGGGCCAGGGGGAAGCAUCAUCUGGUAAAGCAGCCACGUGAACCUAUUGGAUAGACAAAGGUAACAGUGUCCACAUGACAGCAUUCUCUCUUCCUGCCUCCCAGUAUUCAUCAGGAUGAUCCUGACACUUGGGAGAAUAGGAAUCCCCAGCCCCAUAUGGGUUUCCUAGGGCUGCUAUAGCAAAGCACCACAAACUGGGUCAGACAGUAAAGAAUCCGCCUGCAAUGUGGGAGACCUGGGUUCGAUCCCUGGGUUGGGAGGAUCCCCUGGAGAAGGGAAAGGCUA
Molecule: messenger RNA, 3612 nt
Organism: Bubalus bubalis (water buffalo)
Lineage: Eukaryota; Metazoa; Chordata; Mammalia; Artiodactyla; Bovidae
Exons: 3
Coding region: 1-792 (263 amino acids)
Source: RefSeq, a predicted model, not a curated record